AGUGAUAGAUGGUGGGCCUUGGUGAAGUGGAUAGGAGGAGAAGAUAAUAAGAAAAUGACAUCCGGCAUAGAUAUACGUCAUAUUAAAGAUUUCGAUGUUAAUAAUUUUUUGGAUGAAAACCACGAUCCAAAAACUGUAUAUGUAAUUGAGUGGAGAGAUACAGUAAAAGAGCCUUUAGGUGGUUGGAAAUGUUACAAUGCCAUAAUUAUUGACAUUUCUCAUUCAAUACCAGCUUUAGAGAAAAAACUUGAAGCUCUUGAGGGUAUCAAGUCGCCCGGGCCUUCUCCUAAACCUGAAUUAUUAUUAAUUUCAACUUCUCAUGAAGACGACAUUCAGGUCUUACAUGAAGAAGAAGAAGAAGUUGAGAUCAUUAAUAAUAAUACUCUUGAGCCUGAAAAUCGUGAAAAUGAUGAAAAUGCUAGAAAAAAAUUAAGAUUUUCAUUAGACUCUGACGCAGAUAAAAAAGAAGAUGAUACAACAAGUACAUUAAAUUUGACAGGUGCUAAGAGUUCCGUAAGUCAGCAACUUGGAGGUUUUCAAAAUCCAUCAACAUCCAGUGAGGCUCCGCAAUUUAUAACCAAAGAAGAUUUAGAGAAAGCACUGGCAAAAAUGAAACAAUAUUAUCAAGUUCCUCAAGAAGCAGGUGUUUCUUCAUCCAAAACUAAAAAAUUUAAAACAAAAGAAAAAAAAGUGGAACUCGGGUACGAAGGAUCGAAUGUUUUCAUUACUGAUGAUCAGUGGAGAGAUGCAAAAAGAAAAAAUUCAUUUACAUCAAUGGCAACCUCAUUGCUUGUUUCAACGUUUUCUCCUAAAAUAUUAUUAUUUAAUAGUAGUCCGAUGCUUCUCAGGAAAACCUACGCAGCAUGCGGCCUAAUACCAGACCACAUCAUGUCCAAAACUGUGAAGCAACACCAUGCUGAUUUCAAAGAAGGCGCUUUUGGCAGCGCAAUUAAUAAUAAAUGCGGAAAGUUAAGGUGUGAAAAAAAAGCUAACGAUAAAAAAAAAAAUAACAAUCCGAACGAUAAUAAUGAAAAAGAAGAUUAG
Molecule: messenger RNA, 1044 nt
Organism: Cotesia congregata
Lineage: Eukaryota; Metazoa; Arthropoda; Insecta; Hymenoptera; Braconidae
Source: the annotation of a GenBank genome assembly